Molecule: messenger RNA, 2435 nt
Organism: Marchantia polymorpha subsp. ruderalis
Lineage: Eukaryota; Viridiplantae; Streptophyta; Marchantiopsida; Marchantiales; Marchantiaceae
Source: the annotation of a GenBank genome assembly
GACGCUGUUCGUGAUUCGGAAUUUCUCGAUCGAUCCUCCGCAAGUUGGAGGAUUUGUUGGAAUUCUGCAAUUGUCGAGCUUUCGGGUGGUGCUAAUUCGCACAGUUCAGUUAGUUGCAAGAAGAUUGGGCUCGCUGCCAGUCCCCUUUUCUUCCUGUGUCAGUUCUUGGUCGACCUUGAGAGUCGCGAGGGAGAAAGAGAGCGAGGAAAACGCCGUGGAUUCGACUUCGAGUGAGGAGCUUUGGCCAGCGCAUAUAGAUUCCGUUGGCCUCACAUUUGGCGGGCGGGCAGGCGGGCGUUAUGGUGUACAUGAGACUCCGAUUGUGGGUCGAUCGGCGUGCCCAGUGAUUGUUGUGGUGGUUUGUGGGGAGGUUCAUUUAGCUUGUUUGGCUGUUGCAGCGAAUUAGAUUGUACAUAGGACAAUUGGGCCUUAAGAGCUGGGACGAGUGGCUCUGAGGGGAGUAUUCUUCUGUUGAUGGUUACAGGAGUAGAAGAAUUCUUCUAGGAUUUUUCCGCUUAGUGUAGCAAUUUGAGCACGGUGGGAGUACGGCCCGGUAUCAGCGGAGGGCUGCGUCAUGGAAAAGGUUAUGGCUUUGAUCAAGCCAAAGCCGAAUCCCCAAGAACAGUUGAGGGAUUGGCAGAGGAAAUUACGACAGGAGUCUCGUAACAUAGAUCGGCAAAUUCGGGAUAUCCAACGAGAGGAAAAGAAUGUCAAGAAGUCAAUCAAGGAUGCAGCCAAACGAAAUGAUAUGACAUCUGCGAAGUCUCUUGCGAGAGAGCUGGUCAGCGCAAGGCGGGUCGUAAACCGACUAUAUGAGAAUAGGGCUCAGCUGAACUCGGUUUCGAUGCAUUUGGGUGAAAGUGUUGCCACAGUGAAGGCCGUUGGCCACAUACAGAAGAGCACUGAGGUCAUGAAACUGGUGAAUGGUCUAUUAAAAGCACCAGAAGUGGCAGCAACUAUGCAGGAACUUUCCAAGGAGAUGAUGAAGUCUGGAGUUGUCGAGGAAAUGGUGAGCGAUACUCUGGAUUCAGCUCUCGAUAAUGAGGACAUCGAAGAAGAAAUAGAAGAUGAGGUUGAGAAGGUUUUGUUAGAAAUUGCAGGCGAAACGAUAGCUCAGCUGCCGGCAACUGCUGUACCAAAGAAAGAGAAGUUGAAACAACCUGUUGUCGAAGAACCUGAAGAGAAGGAAAUGCUGGCAGAAGGAGACGAAGAUGCCGAGAUGGAAGCAUUAAGAGCACGUUUAGCUAAUGUUCGAUCGUAAAACUGGGUUGGCUUGUCAAUUAGUCUUAAUUUAGUAUGAUCUUUUGUGGCAAACGACCUCACCUUCUCAGAGUGAGGUCGGCUGGCUAAGGUCAGAGCGUUUGUGGAUGCCUCUCAUCGCCUUGAAGCUAUCAAACGAUCCCGCGGCAACAGGAGACAAGACCUUACGAUGAGUUGCAACACAGCAGUCAGCACCAGCAACUGAAAGGUAUCCCAAGUGCAUGAAAGAUCUUCCAAAGCAGCAAAGAUGUAUCAUAAGGACACGUUUCUCAGCUGCGCUGCAAACAUAGGUUCGUAUCAGUUGAUUGUUCUCGUCUCCGAUUUUUUCUACCGGCCUGCAGAGUAUUUGUCAUCAGAUUUCUCGCGUGCUUACAAUGACUUACGUGAUCCAGACUCCUGGUCUGUUAUUCUACCUGAAUAUUGCUGCUUGUUUACAAGAUUCGAUGGAUAUCUUCUCUCCAGUUUCUGGUGAUGCCACUCACCAAAGUACGGUUUUCCUAUGUAACAUUAGCUGCUGUGCAACCAGGUCUAUGGAACUGCUCACAUAAGCUUUAUCUCAGUGAGGAAAGUUGUAACGCUUCUUGGGAUAUAGACCCUUCGGGUAUUUGUAGCGCUUUCACGUUUAAAAAUUUUCUCUAGAUCGUUUUAAGUCUAGUUUGGUGAUCCUUCAACGUUUAGCGUGGGGCAUACUCUUGGUUGAUAAUUUUGAAGUAGGAUGAUGGGAGCAUCCGACAUAAUUGCAGCUGGCACUCCUUUCCAUGGUAUAGGCCCAUUCAGCAAUCUCCUUUCCAUGACUUUGCUCAAGUUGCUACAUUAUCAUUCUUGAUUGGUUGAAUUAGUUGUCUUUCGGAAUAGUAGUUACUUGCCUGCAUGAUUUCAAACUGGACUGAGAACUGCUUGCAGCAAAAUCUGUAUGUAUGGCUUGUUUAGCAGUAUAUUGCCCUAUACUAAUCAUCCCACUCAAGUACGAAAUUGGGAUGAGAGUCGUAGUACAGCUGAUCUCUUUCUUUUUAGAGCUUCUCAUUCAUCACCUGCCGAUAAGUGCUUCAAUUUGGACUAUACAAGAGUUUCCACUUUCACGCAGUUGACGGCUGGAGAUGGCCAUGUACUAAAGCAUUUGUCAAUACAUUCAUUGGGUCAAGCCUGUCCAGGACCAUGAAUGAGGACAUUGGUGU